AUCAAAUGGCGGCCCCCUUCCAAAUGCUCCAGAAAGCAACAACCCUGGGAACCAUCCAACCCUACUUUCUCUUUGCAACCAUUUUUUUACUAAUUCUGCUUAAGCAUCUCUCAAAGGGAAAACAUGGAAGAAGAAAGCUCAAUCUCCCACCAGGUCCUUCAAAGUUACCUAUAAUAGGCAACCUUCACCAACUAGGUAACAUGCCUCACCUCUCUCUUUGCCGUCUCUCUCAGAAAUUUGGCCCUAUCAUUCACUUACAACUAGGUGAAAUCCCGACUGUGGUUGUAUCCUCUGCUAGAAUAGCAAAAGAAGUAAUGAAGACCCAUGACCUUGCUCUUUCAAGCAGGCCCCGAAUCUUUUCUGCCACACACCUACUUUACAAUUGUACUGACAUGGCCUUCUCCCCUUAUGGUGCUUACUGGAGGAAUAUCAGGAAGUUAUGCAUACUUGAGCUCUUGAGUGCCAAACGAGUAGAGUCAUUUAGGUUCAUAAGACAAGAAGAGGUUGCGCGUUUGGUUCAUCGGAUUACAGAGUCAUAUCCAGGCACAACUAAUCUUAGUAAGAUGCUUGGAACCUAUGCAAAUGAAAUUGUUUGCAGGGCAGCCUUUGGUAGGGGUUUCAUAGAAGGAGGUGAGUAUGAUCGGCAUGGGUUCCAAACCAUGUUUGAUGAGUUUCAGGAGCUGCUCGGAGGACUUAGCUUGGGAGAUUUCUUCCCUUCCAUGGAAUGGAUACACAUGUUAACAGGUGUGAAAUCAAGACUAGAGUGCACCGUUAAACGAUUUGAUUGCUUCUUCAAUGAGGUAAUUGAGGAGCAUCUCAAUUCCAAGAAAAAGAAAGGGGACCAUCAAGACUUUGUGGACGUUUUACUUGAAAACAAGAACAGCGACUUCAGUGAUAUGCCUCUUACCAUGGACAACAUCAAAGCCAUCAUCUUGGACAUGUUUGCUGCAGGAACAGACACAAACUUCAUAACCCUUGACUGGGGAAUGACUGAGCUUAUCAUGAACCCAAGAGUGAUGAAAAAAGCACAAGCUGAAGUAAGAAGCAUUGUUGGAGAUAGAAGAAUAGUAUUAGAAGAUGAUCUACCUCAGAUGGAGUACUUGAAAGCUGUAACCAAAGAGAUCUUCCGAUUGCACCCUCCUGCUCCACUACUUCUCCCAAGAGAAUCCAUGGAAGAACUAACCAUAGAUGGGUACGUCAUUCCUGCCAAAACUCGCUUCUUUGUCAAUGCUUGGGCUAUAGGAAGGGAUCCAGAGUCUUGGAAGAACUCAGAAAUGUUCGAACCGGAAAGAUUCAUGGAAAGCAAUAUUGAUUUCAAGGGGCAGGAUUUUGAAUUGAUACCAUUUGGGGCUGGCAGAAGAAGUUGCCCUGCUUUAGCUUUUGCAAUUGCAUCUCUUGAGCUUCCUCUCGCUCAACUUCUUUACAGCUUCGACUGGGAACUUCCACCCGGUAUCCAAGCCAAGGAUUUAGAUAUGACUGAAGUCUUUGGCAUCUCAAUGCACAGGAAAUCCAAUCUGAUUGUUGUUGCAAAGCCAUAUAUGCCCUGACUAUGAAAUCUGAAUAUAAACUUCCACUACCCAAAUCCUACUAAAGAAGUUUGAACCCAAUAUGACGUACCCUAUAUUUGAGACUUUCCAUUCCAUAUUACAUAGUUUUCCGCCACCUAUGAGGCUAUAUAUUCUUGCAAUCUUCUUGAGAUGUUUAGUACUACUGUUUGGAAAGGUAUCCGAAAGUGCCGGCCAUUUCCAAGAGUCGUCAUCCCUUUUGGCAUGGAAUGGAGAUGGGAUCAGAAAACCUUGAACGACAAA
Messenger RNA from Macadamia integrifolia, 1808 nucleotides. RefSeq names its product cytochrome P450 71AP13-like. Gene Ontology annotation, molecular function: monooxygenase activity; oxidoreductase activity, acting on paired donors, with incorporation or reduction of molecular oxygen; iron ion binding. The transcript has 2 exons. NCBI's taxonomy places the organism in Eukaryota, Viridiplantae, Streptophyta, Magnoliopsida, Proteales, Proteaceae. The record is from RefSeq and is a predicted model, not a curated record. The coding region runs from base 6 to 1547 and encodes 513 amino acids.